This is a messenger RNA of Mytilus trossulus (common blue mussel), 1245 nucleotides long. Its product is annotated as failed axon connections homolog. The record is from RefSeq and is a predicted model, not a curated record. NCBI's taxonomy places the organism in Eukaryota, Metazoa, Mollusca, Bivalvia, Mytilida, Mytilidae. Bases 218 to 1075 code for a protein of 285 amino acids. The transcript has 6 exons. Gene Ontology annotation, cellular component: cytoplasm.
AGAUUUAAAAAGGCUGCAAAGUGUGUACAAAAACUAAACAGUUACACAGACACAGACCCCAUGCUUAUGUUAUGCUUGAGCUUUUGUAAUUUAUUCGAAAAUACAGUUUUGAACUAUUCAUGAUUUAUACCUGUAUAUAAUAACUAGGCUAACCAAACACUUAACACACACUCUACUGAGUGCAAAAUUGUGUACAUACAUUGAUUAUCAAUAGUGCAUGUUAGACACAAUCAUGGAGAGCGAUGAUGUAUUGUUUUGGUCAAAAGCAACGGGAACAUUCCUGGUUUCAUCAGCCUUGCUUUACAUCGCAUGGAAAAAAAUGAAAAGCAAAGCGCCUAAUAAGAUCCACCCACCAGAUACAGUGAUAGUUCAUCAUCUUGGCCGAGGACCAUAUGCACCUAGUUUGACACCAUAUGGUAUUAAAUUAGAAACGUACCUGCGAAUGGCAAAAAUUCCAUAUAAAAAUGAGCACGGGUCCGCUUCUAGCAAAAAAGGAAAAUACCCAUGGAUUGAAUACAAUGGAGAAUGUUUAUCAGAUACUGAAUUUUGUAUAGAAUUUUUGAAUGAUAAACGAGGAAUCGAUCUAGACAAAGACUUUACAGUAAUGGAAAGGGGAACAGCAAGAGCUUUCCAGAAAAUGUUAGAAGAAAACACUUACUGGGCAUUUGCACUGGAUAGAUGGGUAUAUAAUGUUUGGGAAGCUUGUACAGCCAUGAAAGUUCCAUCAUUAGCUGGUUAUUAUGUUAGACGUCAAGUGAGGAAUAAUACGCAUGCCCAUGGUAUUGGACGACAUAGUUCAGAUGAGGUGUAUCAUAUAAUGGAGCUUGAUUUAAAGGCCCUCUCAGACUUCUUAGGUAGUAAAAAGUUUCUGCUCGGAGACAAGCCAUGCCAGGCAGACUGUAGUGUGUUUGGUAUUAUUGGUAAUGCUUACUGCCAAUCGUUCGGCAGUCCAGUAGAAUCAGCAGUCAAAAAAUAUAGGAACUUGUGUGAUUAUUGUGAAAGGAUGAAACAGACAUUCUGGCCUGACUGGGACGAAUGCAUUACCCAUGGACAUACAAAAGAGGCAACCAAAUAAUUACGUGUGUAAUGCGCUUGUCUGCUUGCUUGCACAGGGUAUCAUAAAAACAUGGAAAUACAAUUAUUGCAUUACAUCAUAGUUUAGGUGUACAUAAUUGUUUUUGUAGCAAUUUUUUGUAUUUUGUUAAACUGUCAUUACACAUAUCUUUAUAAUAAAAAUAAAACUUA